CUAAUAUAUUGAAAUAAAGGAGGAGAGAGAAAGACCGUAAACAAAAUAAUUUUAGAAAUAGAGAGUGCGUGAUUGUCUUUUUCUCUAGAGAGAGAAACAGCUGGAGCUUGAAGGAAUCUCGGAAAAGAUGGGGCAGGUGGUGAAGAAGAAGAAGAAAGGGAGACCGGCCAAGGCAGAUCCCAAGCAGACGGAACGCGACCUGCGCCGGAGCCACCGCCGCCGCAGUGUGAAGUACGUCUUCGACCUAGACGACUACUUCGACGAGGACCAAGUGUUCGCGGACGAAGAGGACCAGCUGCGGAGGGAGAAGAAGCUCAAGCACCUGCUCAAGCUCCAGAGUGGCGGCGAGCCUAAUCGGCGCGUGCAGCAGGCGUCGGAGCCGUCGAAGAGGCGGAAAAUCGGCGAAGAAAUGGACGAGGACGUGGAUGACAGAAAUGAAUAUGAUGAUGAAGACGAAGAAGAGGUUAGAGAUACAAGGCCACAACUCAAAGCACAGGACUCACAACCAGGCUCGCCUUGUGAGCUGCCGCUGCCUCUGCCUCAUAAGAAGACAUUGGAGUUGAUUUUGGACAAGUUGCAGAGGAAAGAUAUUUAUGGUGUUUAUGCAGAACCGGUUGAUCCAGAAGAGCUUCCAGAUUACUUUGAUGUGAUAGAUCAUCCAAUGGAUUUCGCUACUGUGAGGAACAAUCUACGAAAUGGAUUAUAUGCAACUUUCAAGCAAUUUGAGAGUGAUGUUUUCCUCAUUUGUUCAAAUGCAAUGCAGUAUAAUGCACCGGAUACCAUAUAUCACAAACAGGCACGCACCAUUCAAGAGUUGGCAAAAAGGAAAUUUCACAAGAUAAGGCUUACUUUUGAGCGCAAUGACAAACCUGAACAGAGAUCAAGAUCUGGCUCUCUUUCAAAAAAGCAAAUCAAAAGGCCUUUGAUCCGGACAGGGAAAGAACCUGUUGGCUCUGAUUUUUCAUCAGGAGCUACUCUUGCAACAGCUGGUGAUAUUCAGAAUAUUACCAGUGUUGUGUCUGAGAAAGCUGGUUGUAUAGAUCGGCUUGUUGAAGGAAGUUCUUUCUUUAAUGACAACAAUUUGGACAAAGGGGAAGACUUGCUGUCUGGAAGGGCCCUCCCAUCUCGAUUUGCUAGGAGAUCAACAUUUGUACAAGAGGAAAAUCGCCAUGUGACAUAUAACGUAUCACAAGAUGAAAAUCGCCGUUCGACAUAUAACAUAUCAUUGUCUCAGCCUAUGGACCGCUCGGAAUCUAUAUUCUCAACGUUUGAUGGUGAAACCAAGCAUCUGAUGCCUGUAGGGCUUUAUUCCGAUCAUGCAUAUGCUAGAAGCCUUUCUCGAUUUGCUGCAACUCUUGGAUCUGUUGCCUGGAAAGUUGCUUCUAAAAGAAUAGAACAAGCACUACCUCAGGGAUUCAAAUUUGGUCAGGGUUGGGUCGGGGAGUAUGAGCCACUUCCAACUCCAGUAUUGAUGCUGGAAAAUUGUAGUGUGAAGGAACCACCAUUUUUCACGAAAGCACAGCCAGCUGUCGAACCUAGGAACUUUAACCAGGUGCCUUUAAUCUCGAAUGCUUCCAAGGAAAUCCCAGGUAAUUUUCCUUUCUUCGAACAAAAGCUGCCAUUUCUUGGUCCUGCUGGAAUCAGAUCACCUGCUCCUAUCAUCAUGGCUCAACCAAUCAGAGGGAGUAUAUCAGAGACAAAGCAGUCAUUCUUUCUGUCUCCUGGGAUUAGACCUAGUGGUUCUCAUAAUCUCGGCUACGUUAAUCAAAAUUCACAAUCCAGAAGUCUGCUUGAAUCUGACAAAAAGGCUCAGAAGCAGGUUCAGUCAAACAGUCCACGUGCACUAAGUAGAACUGCCACCGGUUCUGUUGGCAGCAGGCAGUUUCCUAGGUCGGAAGUGGAAUCUUCUAGGUCCGUUGAUUCCUCUCCAAAGAACAUGCAUUUUUCUCAAUCCGGAUCUUCUAAACAGCCCGAUCAUAGUAAUGGUGUUGCUUUUGGAGGAUUUCCUAAUGGAAGAGUCAACAGUAAUAAGGUUGAUGGUAAUACAGUGAUUAGUUUGUCUGGUGAGUCGACUAAACCACCUAGCUAUUAUCCCCACGAACAGGGUCAGGGUCUCAGCGACCCAGUUCAGUUGAUGAGAAUGUUGGCAGAUCACAAUCAACAAAAAUCCUCAAAUAAGUCAUCAGGCGAUGCUCCUCAAGUUUUAACAUCACAACCAUCCUUGGGCAGCAGCGGGUGGAACAGCAAUGAUCCAAAUAAUGCAGCUAUGGCUGCUGCACGUGCGUGGAUGUCUAUAGGGGCAGCAGGGCUAAGGUCAGUUACUGAAAAUGUCAACCCGAACAAGAACCACAUGUAUGGUGAUCCAGUCUACAACCCUUCUCGUAAUAUCCAGUCACAGAUCCGUGGAGAAUUUCCUUCUUCCGGAAUGCAAGUUCGGCCAGACAAGAACAGCGCUCCAAUGCACACCUUUGUACCACAAGGGCCAAUACCAACGCUAGUAGGGAACCAAAUACAGUUUCAGAACCAGCGAAUGAUGUUUCCACAGCUGGCUCCUGCUGACUUGUCCCGGUUCCAACUGCAGUCUCCCUGGUACAAUGUGAGCCCGCAAAUGCAUUCAAGACAGAAGCAGGAAUCACUUCCUCCUGACUUGAACAUUGGUUUCCAAUCAUCGGGGUCACCAGGAAGGCCGUCUUCAGGCGUUCUGGUAGAUUCUCAGCAGCCUGAUUUGGCUCUCCAACUCUGAGAGCAACUGCAUUGUUAGUCUUGGUUCAAAACUCAGCACGCGCCUUUGGGAAAUUUUGUGUAGGAUCAUAUGUCUGGUGUAACAGAGCCCAUGUUCGACAUCUAUUGCGAUCCUUGGAGGGGAGGGGCAGAUACGAGUUAUCCAGUUAUUCAGUUUAGGUGUAGAGUAGAUAAAAGCUAAAAAGAAAAUGGUGGGAGGCUGGUUUAUAUGUAAGCAGUGGGGUUCGUUUUGUGUUAGAAAUGUAUUUAGAAGGUAUUGUUUUGUAGUGGGGAGCUGAAGGAAUCAGCAUUUUAGCUGUGAGAUUAUUUGAAGAGAAUAAUUUUGUGUUUGCAGCUUCGGACGUUAUGGUUGGUGAAAUGGGAGUCAAGGUUUUUACCUUA
Salvia hispanica is the source of this 3123-nucleotide messenger RNA. RefSeq lists its product as uncharacterized. The record is from RefSeq and is a predicted model, not a curated record. Gene Ontology annotation, molecular function: protein binding. Lineage: Eukaryota; Viridiplantae; Streptophyta; Magnoliopsida; Lamiales; Lamiaceae.